GUCCUGUAUUGGGGUCUUUACCUGAUUGCCCUGAUUUUUAUGACCCUUCGUAUUAUCUCGAGAAUUUCUAUUCGCGAGCGCCUGAAAGCUGACGAUUACUUCGCCUUUUCAUCAUUUGCUCUUCUCUCGGUUGGAACAGCAAUCCACACGGCCGCUGUUUCACCAUAUAUCGACGCAUUUAACGUAGCGCAAAACAGCACAGAUUUUGGGCACGCUCUGUCGGAAAGCUCGGUUUUGAGAGAAGAUGUGACAGUGGUGCUCCGAUACUCUUUUGCCUCUCUCAUCAUCUUUUGGCUUACGGUGUGGGAGCCAGGCAAGCUCUAUGGCACGACAGCCUUAGACACUCUAUCGGACGUGAUGAUCGUCAUUCUCCCAACCCGACACCUAUUUGAACUCCCGGCAACCAAAAAGCAGAAAGCGGGUCUUGUUGGAAUAUUCGCGCUGGGGUGGAUAAUCGUAACACUGCCCUUUUCACCUCUAUUGCAGAACUACAGGCGAGAUCAAUGUCUGACGAAGCAUCAGAUCGCAUCUUCUCUCGUCCGAGCAAUCCAUGCAUCUACGGCAGGAAAUAAUAUCCUAGGCCCAAUAAACCAGGUCUGGAGCCUUAUAUCUCGUUCAUAUAUGAUUUUUUGGCGGUCUGCGAUCAUUCAGGCUAAUAUGUGGUUGCGAAUAGCGUUGGCUUGCAAUUUGGAGCCAUGUGGAAUGUGUUGUUGGUUAGUGCUGUCCUCCUCUCGUGAAACGGCGAUUCUAAUGGUAAUUAGCGGUGACCGUGGCCUGUCUUCCGCCAAUAUGGGUGGGUUAUCGGAAACGUUGGAGGAGAGCACAUGA
Molecule: messenger RNA, 828 nt
Organism: Aspergillus nomiae NRRL 13137
Lineage: Eukaryota; Fungi; Ascomycota; Eurotiomycetes; Eurotiales; Aspergillaceae
Exons: 4
Source: RefSeq, a predicted model, not a curated record